This is a messenger RNA of Paramuricea clavata, 2228 nucleotides long. The record is from the annotation of a GenBank genome assembly. NCBI's taxonomy places the organism in Eukaryota, Metazoa, Cnidaria, Anthozoa, Malacalcyonacea, Plexauridae.
AUGAAUGUUGAUAACAUAGAGUGGCUUUGCUUGACCUGUAACAAUUAUUUGAAAAAAGAUAAAAUCCCCCCAUGUGCAAUUGCGAAUGGAUUAAACUUCCCAGUAAAACCUGAUUUCUUUGAUUUAAAUGAGUUAGAAUGUAGACUUGUCGCUCCACGAUUGGCAUUUCAAAAAAUUAUGCAAGCUCCGAGAGGAGGGCAACUCAAAAUAACAGGAAAUGUUGUGAAUGUUCCAGCAGAUGUUUGCAAUACUAUUCACAUGCUUCCCAGAUUAUCUGAGGAUACUGGAACAAUAAAAGUUCAGUUAAAACGCCGACUACAAUAUAAAAGUUCUGCACUUUCUUUAAACGUAAGACCCAGUAAAGUUAUACAAGCUGCUGAUUGGUUGGUAAAUACUAGUGAUUUAUAUAGGGAGCAAGGAUAACAUUUGAUGCGGAUUGGAUAGCUAACUUUAAUCCUGUAAUAUCAAAUGAAGAUAAAGAGAAUGAAAAUAAAACAUCGGUUGAUCAAACUAAUUCAGUUUCUUCAGACGAAGAGUGGAGUGUAGAAGAAGCAGAGAUACCUGCUGGUGUGACUGACAGUAUGUUAUUAACGUCUCCAGAUUUUGUAGAUGAUGAUGAAAGGCAGCACAUAUACAAUGUUGCCCCUGCUGAGGGUGGUAGACCCAUCAGUCUAUUUAGAGAUCAGUUCUCAGAGGAAAUGGCUUACCCAAGAAUAUUUUGGGGUCAAAAGAGACCUGAUAAUAAUCAAAGAUUAAAAACUGUUUACUAUAGCGAAAUAUGCAAAUCAGAAUUAGGACGAUCUCAUCGACGAGCUGCGAUGUGCAUUGAGAAUAUAUUCUUUAAAGCCAAAAAAUUACAGAUGAAUUAUUGCUUGGACAAUCGCAGGUAGCCCUACGAAAGUGCAAAUUGGGAAAUAGAACACUCAAUGCAGGACAGUUGAAAACACCUGAAGGUUUAGAAAGUUUAAUUCGCCAUGAUGAAGGGUAUAAAUUCUUAAGAGCUUUAAGAGGUUCACCACCUUACUUUGAAAAAGCUAAAAAAGACCUGUUUGCCACGAUUCGCCAAUUAGGACCAGCAUCGCUAUUUUGCAGUUUUUCGUCUGCUGAAACAAAAUGGAACCAUUUAUUAAGGAUCCUUGGUAAACUUAUUGAUCACAAAGAUUAUAGUGAUAAAGAAUUAGACAAUCUUACAUGGGAUGAAAAGUGUAGACUUAUCCAAAGUGAUCCAGUAACAUGUGCAAAGCAUUUUGAUUACCAAUUCAAUAUUUUUUAAAACAAUUUUUAAUGAGUGAUAUUGCUCCUGUUGGAAAAAUAAAAGAUUGGUUUUACAGGGUUGAGUACCAGCAGCGAGGGUCAACACAUAUUCACAUGUUAAUAUUGCUUGAAAACGCGCCUGUGUUUGGUGUUGAUAAAGAUGAAGAUGUCACUGCAUUCAUUGACAAAAUAAUAACAUGUGGUAAGCCAGAAAAUGACUCAAAAUUACUUGAAUUUGUAAACAGACAAACUCACAAGCAUUCUCACACGUGCCGAAAAAAGCCCAAAAAAUUUGCAGAUUCAAUUAUCCUCAACCACCAAUGAGAUCUACACAGAUACUUUAUCCACUGGAUGAUGAUACUUCUCGGACUGUAAUAAGAAGCAGAAAAGACGUAUGGAAAGACAUUAAGAAUAAACUGAAUGAUCUGAAAAAGGGUGAAGACAUGACAUUUGACCAACUUCUAAAAGAUUUAGAUGUUUCAGAACAUGACUAUAUUCUUGCAAUUAGAUCAUCGAUUAAUUGUCCAACAAUAUUUCUAAAACGAAGUCCGAAUGAAUUAAGAAUUAAUAAUUACAAUCCUGUAUGUCUCCAAGCAUGGCGAGCUAACAUGGACAUUCAGUUUGUGCUUGAUGUUUAUGCCUGCGCAAUGCAUAUUGUCUCCUACAUUUCAAAGGCACAAAAAGGCAUGAGUGAAUUGUUACGCAAAGUUUGUGCUGAAGCUAAACAGGGAAAUUCCAGUAUAAAGCAACAGGUUCGCGAUAUUGGAAACAAGUUCUUAAACUCAAUAGAAAUAAGUGCCCAAGAGGCGGUGUAUAUCAUUCUCCAACUUCCAAUGCGGAAGUGCUCUCGAAACGUCGUGUUCGUUAACACAUUCCCAUCAUGUGAUCGGGUUGAACUACUGAAACCAUUAUGUGAAAUUGCGAAAAUGUCAGAUGAAUCGGAAGAAAUCCAUUCAGGUGGUCUUCUCCAAUGA